Lepus europaeus (European hare) is the source of this 2612-nucleotide messenger RNA. It is a transcript of the gene TMEM185A, whose product is annotated as transmembrane protein 185A. Gene Ontology annotation, cellular component: dendrite. Bases 121 to 1173 code for a protein of 350 amino acids. NCBI's taxonomy places the organism in Eukaryota, Metazoa, Chordata, Mammalia, Lagomorpha, Leporidae. The record is from RefSeq and is a predicted model, not a curated record. The transcript has 7 exons.
GGUUUCUCCGGGCGGCGGCGGUUGGGAUCAUGAACCCGCUGUAAGGCGCAGGCUGCGCGGCACGAGGGGAGGGAGGAGGAGGAGGAGGAGGAGGAGGACGCCGCGUUGAAGUUCUCCGCCAUGAACCUGAGGGGCCUUUUCCAGGACUUCAACCCGAGUAAAUUCCUCAUCUAUGCCUGCCUGCUGCUGUUUUCUGUACUGCUGGCCCUUCGUCUGGAUGGCAUUAUUCAGUGGAGUUACUGGGCUGUCUUUGCUCCAAUAUGGCUGUGGAAGUUAAUGGUCAUUGUUGGAGCCUCAGUUGGAACUGGAGUCUGGGCACGAAAUCCUCAAUAUCGAGCAGAAGGAGAAACAUGUGUGGAGUUUAAAGCCAUGUUAAUUGCAGUGGGCAUCCACUUGCUCCUGUUGAUGUUUGAAGUUCUGGUCUGUGACAGGAUCGAGAGAGGAAGCCAUUUCUGGCUUCUGGUCUUCAUGCCGCUGUUCUUUGUUUCCCCGGUGUCUGUUGCAGCUUGUGUAUGGGGCUUUCGACAUGACAGGUCACUGGAGUUAGAAAUCCUGUGUUCUGUCAACAUUCUUCAGUUCAUAUUCAUUGCCUUGCGACUGGACAAGAUCAUCCACUGGCCCUGGCUUGUGGUGUGUGUCCCUUUGUGGAUUCUCAUGUCCUUUCUGUGCCUCGUGGUCCUCUAUUACAUCGUGUGGUCUGUCUUGUUCUUGCGCUCUAUGGAUGUGAUUGCAGAGCAGCGAAGGACUCACAUAACCAUGGCAUUGAGCUGGAUGACCAUUGUUGUGCCUCUCCUGACUUUUGAGAUUCUGCUGGUUCACAAGCUGGACGGCCACAACGCAUUCUCGUGUAUUCCAAUAUUUGUCCCACUGUGGCUCUCGCUGAUCACUCUGAUGGCAACCACAUUUGGACAGAAAGGAGGAAACCACUGGUGGUUUGGAAUUCGCAAAGAUUUCUGCCAAUUUCUGCUAGAAAUCUUCCCAUUUCUGAGAGAAUAUGGAAACAUUUCAUAUGACCUCCAUCAUGAAGACAAUGAAGAAACAGAAGAAACCCCAGUUCCAGAACCCCCUAAAAUUGCUCCUAUGUUUCGAAAGAAGGCCAGAGUGGUUAUUACCCAGAGCCCUGGAAAGUAUGUCCUCCCCCCUCCCAAACUGAAUAUAGAAAUGCCAGAUUAAAUGCCACUCUCAGGGACAGAGUGUAAGUGGACUGGGACGUACCCUCUCUCCACCUUUCUCUGCCUCUUGUUCACCCCCCAACUCAGACCCAGAACUGGAGCUGGGCCUCCAGGGAAGUCCAUCUCAUGCCUUGUUUGCAUUCAGUGCCAAUCAGCUACUCACCAUGAUGGGACGCGGACAUGGCAGGGGACUGGGUCAGGUGUCCAUGAGAUGUGGAUGCCAGGAAGAACAUGAAAGGUGAGGCCAGCCUCACCCUGGUGGAUACCAGAGGCACUUGCUGGGCUCCAUCAUCCCCACUGGGGCACAGCUACCUUAAAUAGGCCCACAGAAGGAGAAGCUAAUCUACAUGGGAGUUUUCCAAAGUAUUAAAAUUCCCAUCCAAAGUGUUUAAAAGUGUUUUCAACAGGGCCUGCCUGCACAUGUAGCUCAGAGUUACCUGUUAUGGGUGGUCAGUAGGAACUAUAAGAUGUCUUGGAUGCACCAUGUGAUGUGUGUAGACACAGCACAGACAUCCUUUUCCCUGUUCCUACUGUGGAGUAGUUUGCUCUGGGAGUAUCCACAGCAGCUUUCAAUGCCUUCAUCGGUGAGCCCAUUCCAGUGGAGUGACUCCAUGCCUGUACAGUAUUUAUACAAAUAUUUUAGCUUUGUAAUAUACAGUGUCAGAUCCUAGUUCUGUAUAGUAUAUCCUGUUAAAGUAUUUUUUUACAAGCUUGUGCUGGGGAUGGACAUGUUCUGCUGCAGAAGGAGAAGGUGGCAGCACUCCAGCGCUGCCCCAAGGGAAUGCCACACCAGCAGGGGACAUGCCAUGGAUACCCUGGAAUUCCCCUGUGCACGUAGUCACUGCCUCUGCCAGAGCUGCUGCAAGGAUCAAGAGAUGGCCUGUGCUUCUCUAACAUGUGAUGAACACCAGCUAGCAAACCGCCCCCCUCCAAAGCAUUACCUGAGGCAGGACACUCUGGAGCAGUGCAGAGUAGUAAUGGCUAUGGAGCGGGGUCUGUGUUCAGGUCCAGGGCUUUGUCUGCCAGCAACUAUAGCACUUUAGAGCAGGCUCGAGGCUGUCAUAUGUGAUCACAGUUUCUCUAGGCACUUCUAGUUCUAGCUCUGGAUCCAGUCCUCCAAGUGGGCUAUCCUUCUGCAAGAAAGCACAUAGUUCACUUUUAAAGGAGGAUGAGGAGUGUGGAUAUUCUCACCCUAAAGGAAAUGUGGGAUUUUAACAUGGACAACUGCUAGAUGGCCUAUAUCAGGCAUAAUUAAGCCCCACACAUCCCUGAAUCUGCCCCUGGAACUGGCCUUUUAUGAAUGGAGGAAAAAGGAGAACAGAAUGGUGUAGUAUUCCCUGCUCUGUGUAAAAAUCAAAAUAGCUGAAUCCACUAUUUUUGCUCCCCUUAGCUGUUCAAUAAACAGUCUCCUCAUUUUACAGGUGCAUUGUAUGUAUCUUU